Messenger RNA from Colletotrichum scovillei, 1287 nucleotides. RefSeq names its product FAD binding domain protein. Gene Ontology annotation, molecular function: FAD binding. Bases 1 to 1287 code for a protein of 428 amino acids. Lineage: Eukaryota; Fungi; Ascomycota; Sordariomycetes; Glomerellales; Glomerellaceae. The record is from RefSeq and is a predicted model, not a curated record. The transcript is spliced from 3 exons.
AUGUCGGACAUCAUUGGAAUUUUCAACGGGACUCAAACCCAAUUCGCAGUUAGAGGUGGUGGCCAUAUGACCAUUUCCAACGCUGCAAAUAUUGAUGCACCUGGUGUUCUCAUAUCUACGUCUAAUUUGAACAACUUGACCCUUUCGGCAGAUCAAGCAACCAUCGAAGUUGGCGCAGGAAAUACCUGGUCGGAUGUUUAUCGCUUCCUGGAACCUUACCAACUUGCGGUUGUAGGUGGACGAGCAGGUCUGGUUGGCGUCCCCGGGUUCCUCCUUGGCGGCGGCAUCUCGUUCUUCAGUAAUGAAUACGGCUGGGCUUCUACCAGCGUUGUUCAAUAUGAUUGCGUCCUCGCAAACGGGGAUAUCGUGUCGGCUACAUCCUCCAACGACUACUCCGAUCUCUUCUGGGCACUCCAUGGUGGUGGUAAUUCGUUUGCCAUCAUUACUGGAUUUCACCUCAAGACUUUCAGUCUCCUCGAGGUCGCAGUUGGCGAAAAUCAGUACGACUCGAGCUCGAGGUCGCAAUUCUUGGACAGCAUCUACAGCUUCGCACUGGAUGGCUCUAAUGACCAGCACGUCGGAAUUGAGCCCAGAGUCCAGUGGAUUCCGUUAAACUCUCCAGAAUUAGGCUACUACUCCAUUCUAUUCAACAACGGCGAUACUGCAUCUCCGCCCGCCCUCGAUAACUUCACGCAGACGAUGCAACCUAUCAACUCCUCCUUCAUUGUACGGCCCUCCAUGUACAAUUGGACGCAGUUUGCAGACUCUAGCCGGAGUCAGUUGCGUGGUUUGAGGGGUUCCUUUCACGUCGUCACUAUUAAGGCCAACCGACAAGCUCUUGACAUUGUUCACGAUGUGUUUUUCGACAUGAUGAAAGCACAGCUAUCUGAUGUGACUAAUCUCAUCGGCAGCCUUGCCUUUGUUCCUAUUACGGAACAUUUCCUGAGUGUGUCUGCGGCCAACGGUGGCGAUCCUAUGAAUGUGGACGCUACCCAAGGAACUUACAUCUUGGUCGAGGAGACUGUCCUAUGGACAGAUGCCUCCAGUGACGCCACAGUCGAUGCAUUUCUCAAGGAUUUUGACGCCAACGUCACCUCGCAGUUAGCUGACUUGGGCGACAUCUCUUCACCAUUUCUGUACUUGAACUACGCCGGCGCGGACCAGCCCGUUUUUCAAGGAUAUGCCGGCGGCAAUCUGCAGAGAAUGCAGGACAUCCGCGCCAAGUACGAUCCGGGUUUCGUGUUCACACAGUUGAUGCCUGGUGGUUGGAAAGUAGAAGGUGCCUAA